Messenger RNA from Bacillus rossius redtenbacheri, 2936 nucleotides. Its product is annotated as FK506-binding protein-like. Gene Ontology annotation, molecular function: protein binding. The transcript is spliced from 2 exons. NCBI's taxonomy places the organism in Eukaryota, Metazoa, Arthropoda, Insecta, Phasmatodea, Bacillidae. The coding region runs from base 667 to 1521 and encodes 284 amino acids. The record is from RefSeq and is a predicted model, not a curated record.
CAUCCCGUAUUAUUGCUGUCAACGUAUGUCGUCUGCUAACAAAGCACUGUUUGCCCACCAUUCUGUCAAAUUCAAUUGGAAUCAAAGAUGGCCUCCCACUAGCAGUCUAUAUAUCUCUAGGUCGUUGGUUACGUGCAUACAGCGCUCCAUUAUGGCUGGUUCAUUCUAUGAUGUUUAAUUUUGACUGUUUUAUUGUAGUAGGUAAGUUACGUACUUUAUAUUUGUAUUAUAUUAGCAGAUUUGACUAUAAUAAUUAUAUUAUUUACCACUGAGUGUAAAGAGAUUUUUGUUUAUUUGGAAUAAUGUAGUGUGGAGAAGAAUGUAAAUACGUGCUAAUUUAAAUGUAAAAUAUGUGGGAAGAAAUACCGGCUCACGAUGUCAAACGCAGGGUGAUUAUGAGGUGUUUUACCAUUAACUUCCUCAGUUUAGAGGCGAAGGGACCUCAUAACACAGUCCUGAACCCGGGAAAGAAAUUUUCUACUGAAAUAGCGGACUUUUCUGAAGAAGGAAAAAAAAAUUGGAAAUAAUAUUAGAAACAUCUGGGUCUGCACAGCAUCUGCAGCAAGUGUGUAUUUGUAACCACAUUUGUAAGUACAAUACAUACAUAUGACAUUCUACUUCGUGCUCAACUGAUAAACAGUGAUAUUAUUCUUAUAGGCUUUAGCAAUGGAAGUAGAUAUUUAUGAAUGCUACAGUUCUCCUGAUGGUACAUUUGUGAAAGAUGUACUGGUUCGUGGUCAAGAGUCGAGUGACAAGCCGAGGGAAUGUUCCGAGUGCAAGGUCACCAUUUCCGAUGUAAACGCAGAGGAAGAAAGUGUAUUCGAGAACUCGGUGUACUUCAGAAAUGAUUUUAACGGCAUCUUGGUGAUCGGCGAAAGCGACACGGACAUAGACCUGGCUUUGGAGAGGUGCGUGACGACCAUGUUUCCCUCCGAGAGGUGCAACGCCAGGUUUUACCCAGAGCAGAUGUCCUCCGGCGUCACUUGCUCCAUUCGCCUGGAGUGCGUCAAGAAUGAAGAGCUCGUGUGCGACUGGGACUCUGACAAGAAGUUCCAGACGAUGGUGCGCCACAAGGAGCGAGGCGUGGAGUUGUACAAGCUGAGGCGAGUGUCCGAUGCGUUCCGGAGGUUCAGCAAGGCGUUCAAGCUCCUGCUGUCCAUCGACCCCAUCCCAGACGACGAGAGCCUGACCGUCGAGGAGCCGGAGCACGUGAGGAGCAUGCGUGUCGUGUUGUACAACAACGUAGCCUCCUGCAAGCUGCACUGCCAGAAGUACCAACACGUGGUCGAGCUGUGCGACAAGGCGCUGGCCAUAGAACCGAACAACAUCAAGUCUUUGUACCGCAGGGCGGUCGCCUUGAUGGAGCUGAAAAUUUACGAUGAGGCUCAAGAGUCCCUGUCCAGAAUACUGAGCCUGGACCCCCACAAUGUGACGGCUAAACAGAAGUUAAAAGACUUGAAGAACCAAACAAAAGAUAAUGAUGCUAAGUAUGUUACUGUUGUAAAAAAAAUGUUUUCAUGAUAAUAACCAGGUUUUUAGGGCUGAGUCAUUAGAACUCACUGUGAUUAAUUGUUCAAUAUAUUACAGAACACACAUUUUAUUUACAAGUUUUGUGAUGCAUACUUGUGCGACAUCAGAGUGCCAUAAAUGACUUGGAUUCUUUUGUCAGCAUUGAUGGCUUUUGCUAACUGUACAGGGUGGGGCAAAAGGUGUCUAUCGGUUUUGAAAGGCUAUUAAAAAAAAAGAGCAACUUGAACAAAUUAAGUUUAUUUAAUUGGAAUCAGUAUACAUCCCCAUAUUUUUUUAUCAAGUUCUAAAGAUUACAUCUGGAAGAUGGUGGCUAUCCGCAGCAAUACAUUGAUGGUGAUUUCGUAACAUUUCUAUGGCUUUUCGGCAUAUUUCAAGGAAUGUAACGGUGGUUUCCUCCUGAAUUUUCAUCUUCACUUCUUCCAAGGUGUGAGGACGAUGUUGGGAAACCUUUUCCUUGAGGUUACCCCACAGGAAGAAGUCACAAAUUGGGUGGACUGGUAAGUUGAAUUUAAACUAACAGAAAAGUGAGGAGGCAAAUAACAAUGCCCUUUUUAUUUCGAGAGAUAUGUAUUCUUUUAACCUUUUAGGCUAUCUGCCAAAAUAUGGAGUCAGUUUUUUUUUUUUUUGUCCUUUUUUUUCCUAUUGUUCACAUAUACAGACUUUCUGUUUUUGUAGUAAAAGAGAGCACUUAUCAAAAUUACACUGUUCAAAUAUUUUUUUCCAUAAGAAUAUGUUAAUUAAAAUAAUUUUUGUUUUCAAACAGUUCAAGUGAGUUGAAUCAAGAUAUUGCUCCUGUUAAAAUCAGUGUAUAUUAAUGAUACGUCUAAAUACAUUUUGAGAACAACCUUAAACGAAUUUGCAGGCCCCAUUUAUGACAUAAUAGGCCUUGGGCAUAGCAUUUCAUUACUAAGUAUAGGCACAAAGUUAUUAAAUAAUUAAUAUAGAAGUUCUUUGUCAAAGUUUUAAAGGUUAAAUAAUCUUAAACUGUUUGUUGUGACAUUGCAAGACCCCUGCCCUCUACAGCUUGGCAAAGCAUUUUUAAGACAAUAUUUUUCAUAAGGCAGGAUAUCAGCUAAUUAUAUUGCCUCAAGGUCAUAUUGACCUAGUUUUCCAUACUUAUGUCAUUAAUCUUCUUGUAAGUAAUUAUAUUUAAUUAUUUUUAGUUUGAAAAGUUUUUUAACUAUGUUUUAACUGAGUAUUACAAUGUUGGCUAGGUUACUAUUUAUGAAAGAGUAAUUUUCAAUAUUUUAUUUCAUUUAAAUGUCCUUUUUAUGAUUAUAGUUUUUACGUACCUUAUUUACCCGCAUAUGAGUCACAGGUUUUAUGCAGAUUUUUUGUUUGGCAAAAUGUACUGUGCACCAUAUGCAAAUUUUCCAUUUGGAGUAUUAAAAAAAAUUAACAUUGCA